Pteronotus mesoamericanus is the source of this 3417-nucleotide messenger RNA. RefSeq names its product ubiquitin specific peptidase 43 (gene USP43). The record is from RefSeq and is a predicted model, not a curated record. Gene Ontology annotation, molecular function: cysteine-type deubiquitinase activity. The transcript is spliced from 15 exons. NCBI's taxonomy places the organism in Eukaryota, Metazoa, Chordata, Mammalia, Chiroptera, Mormoopidae. Bases 1 to 3417 code for a protein of 1138 amino acids. Gene Ontology annotation, biological process: protein deubiquitination.
AUGGAGCCGAGCACGGGGGCCGCGGAGGAAGGGGGUCCACCCGCGCCCCGGCUCCGUCGCCGCCGUUCCCUGCGCCGCCUGCUCAGCCGCUUCCUGCUGGCGCUGGGCAGCCGCUCCCGCCCCGAGGACUCGCAGCCCUGGCCGCAGCCCCAGCCGGAACACUGCGACGGCGACGGUGAGGGGGACUUUGCCUGCGCCUGGGCCCCGGCUCCAGCCGCGCCCGGAAGCCCCGGAGGGGAGCGCCCGCCCGGACACCAGCCCCAGCUCCCCGCCGGCGAUGGGGCGCGGCCCCCGGGCGCGCAGGGUUUGAAGAACCACGGCAACACCUGUUUCAUGAACGCUGUGGUGCAGUGUCUCAGCAACACCGACCUGCUGGCCGAGUUCCUGGCGCUUGGGCGUUACCGGGCGGCGCCCGGCCGCGCCGAGGUCACCGAGCACCUGGCGGCGCUAGUGCGCGCCCUCUGGACACGCGAAUACACACCACAACUUUCCGCUGAGUUCAAGAAUGCAGUUUCCAAGUACGGUUCGCAGUUCCAAGGCAACUCCCAGCAUGACGCCCUGGAGUUCCUGCUCUGGCUGCUGGAUCGUGUGCACGAGGACUUGGAGGGCGCGUCCCGGGGGCCAGGGUCCGAGAAGCUUCAGCCUGAAGCCAGUCAAACCUCGGAGAACCACCUGUCGCCAUCGGCUCAGCUUUCGCUAGGUCAAAGCUUUGUGCAAAGCCACUUCCAAGCACAAUAUAGGUCUUCCUUGACUUGUCCCCACUGCCUGAAGCAGAGCAACACCUUCGAUCCUUUCCUGUGUGUGUCACUACCCAUCCCCUUGCGCCAGACGAGAUUCUUGAGUGUCACCUUGGUCUUCCCCUCUAAGAGCCCGCGGUUCCUGCGGGUUGGCCUGGCCGUGCCGAUCCUCAGCACAGUGGCAACCCUGAGGAGGAUGGUGGCAGAGGAAGGCGGCGUCCCUGUGGAUGAGGUGAUCUUGGUUGAACUGUAUCCCAGUGGACUCCAGCGGUCCUUCUUUGAUGAAGAGGACCUGAACGCUAUUGCCGAGGAGGACAACGUGUAUGCCUUCCAAGCCCCUCCGCCAGCUGGCCAGGAGAUACUCUCAGCUCACCCGCCUGGCCUAUCCGUCUCUCCUCGCUUGGCAGCCCGUGAGGGUCAGCGACUUCCCCUGCCUGCCCAUAGUGAGAGCAAGGUGCUCAUCCUCUUCUGUAACUUGGUGGGGUCAGGGCAGCAGGCUAGCAGGUUCGGGCCACCCUUCCUGAUACGGGAAGACAGAACCAUUUCCUGGGCCCAGCUCCAGCAGUGCAUCCUCAGUAAGGUCCGCUGUCUGAUGAAGACGGAGGCCGUGGGACAGCAGGUCAGUAACCCAGGGCCGCUGUUCUCCGUUCGGGUUGUGGGGCCGUCCCUGGCCUGUAGCUACUUGUCCCCACAGGACAGCCGGCCCCUCUGUCACUGGGCAGUUGACAGGGCUUUGCACCUCAGGAAGCCCGGAGGCCCCGCACACAUCAAACUGGCUGUCGAGUGGGACAGCUGCGUCAAAGAGCGCCUGUUCGGGAGCCUCCAGGAGGAGCGGGUCCAGGAAGCUGACAGCGUGCGGCGGGAGCAGCAGGCGCACCAGCAGCACAGCUGUACCUUGGACGAAUGCUUCCAGUUCUACACCAAGGAGGAGCAGCUGGCCCAGGACGAUGCAUGGAAGUGCCCCCACUGCAAAGCCCUGCAGCAGGGCAUGGUGAAGCUGAGUCUGUGGACCCUGCCUGACAUCCUCAUCAUCCACCUCAAAAGAUUCUGUCAGGUAGGCGAGAGAAGAAACAAGCUCUCCACGCUGGUGAAGUUUCCCCUCUGCGGCCUCAACAUGGCACCUCACGUGGCCCAGAGAAGUGCUGGCGCCAAGCCCGCGCCCGGCCCCUGGCCCCCCUGGAAGCCGCCGGCCGGCCUGCCCGCCAGCUACCCCCUGGACUUCCUGUACGACUUGUACGCCGUCUGCAACCACCAUGGCAGCCUGCAAGGUGGGCAUUACACAGCCUACUGCCGGAACUCUCUGGACGGCCAGUGGUACAGUUACGACGACAGCACUGUGGAGUCGCUUCUAGAAGAUGAGGUUAUCACCCGCGGGGCUUACAUCCUGUUUUACCAGAAACGGAACAGCAUCCCUUCCUGGUCGGCCAGCAGCUCCGUGAGAGGUUCCACCAGCUCCUCCGUAUCUGAUCACUGGCUCAUGCGGCUCGGGAGCUGUAAUGGCAGCGUGAGGGGCAGCCCGCUGUCCUGGAACUCUGCCCCCGUCCCCUCCCGGUCCCCGGUGCCCGACCAUCCUGGGAUCACACACAGCCCCUCCAGGCAGGAAAAGGGAGGCUCGGCGUCCAGGCCUUUGGUACGAGGCGUAAAAGGCCGAAGCAUCAGCAUGAAGGUGCCAGCUCCUGCCUGGGACAAGCAGGGGACCUUCACGACCAUGCCCCUUCGGUGGUCUUUUGGACGCAGAGAGAAACCACUUGUGGCCUCUGUCGAGUUGGUGGAGUACUUGGAGUCCCGACGGAGACCCCGAUCCACGAGCCAGUCCAUUGUGCCGCUGUUGACGGGCGCUGCUGGCGGGGACGAGAAGUCAGUGGUGCCGAGGUCGAGUGCCACUGUCUCUGCUGAGGGUAAGGACAGUGAGCGAGCCAGCGAGAGAGUGCUGGCCGGAGCGCCCUGCCCCUCGGGUCACCUCAGCCGCUGUGUAGUCCCUGGAACCUCGGAUGGUCCAAACACAGCAAGGAAGCUCAAGGAACAUGCAGGACAGGACACUAGCCUUCCCAGGCAGUUCGACCUACCUCUCACAGACGGGUCCUUGGUGGAGAAUGAGAGAGGGGCCCAGCCAAAGGACCAGAGGACCGUGAACUCAAAGGGAAGCGGCCAGCCGGGGACCAGCGGCAGAGCACCUUCCCCCAGGGAAGCUUCGAGCACUGUGAUGAGCACGGACACUCACCAAAAUUCGUCAGCCAAGGUCAGGGCUGAGGUGGAGGUAAGGGACUCGGAGACACACAGAUUCUCACAGAGGACCCUCACCUUCCUGAGGUCGGUGUUUUGGAAGAAGAACAAGAAGAAUGGCAGGGCUGAGGUGGCCCCCCAGGUGGCCCCAGCCUCCCUGGGGAGUGGCAGGCUGAGCCCGGCUGUCAAUGAGCAGCCUCCAGGCUGGUCCUCUUGCCCGAGGACAUCAGAGAACCUGGCCAAGGGCCUGGCCGGCCACCCGGAGGGCGCUGUCCGGUCUGCGCCCAGCUCGCUCCACCUCCCGCGCAAGACCAACCUGCCCCCGAGGUCCAGCGUCCUAAGCACAUCUCAGAGGAGUGCUCCUGGGGAGCAGACUUCCUUGGGCACCUUGAAAAGGGUGAAAUACCACACUCUUUCCCUAGACCGAAAGAAAACAUUACCGGAGUCCAGCUUUUGA